Messenger RNA from Cyprinodon variegatus (sheepshead minnow), 1258 nucleotides. RefSeq names its product glycerophosphodiester phosphodiesterase domain-containing protein 1-like. The transcript has 6 exons. The record is from RefSeq and is a predicted model, not a curated record. Bases 163 to 672 code for a protein of 169 amino acids. Lineage: Eukaryota; Metazoa; Chordata; Actinopteri; Cyprinodontiformes; Cyprinodontidae. Gene Ontology annotation, molecular function: phosphatidylcholine lysophospholipase A1 activity; phosphoric diester hydrolase activity. Gene Ontology annotation, biological process: glycerophospholipid catabolic process; N-acylethanolamine metabolic process. Gene Ontology annotation, cellular component: endoplasmic reticulum membrane.
UGGUGUUGUUCCAGCUGUGCUGAAGAGCUCAAGGGAUAUGUGGAGCAGAGGCCAGGGCACAUCAGUUUACCUCUGGCACCGCUGCUGACCUGCACCCAGCCAAGGCGGUCAGAGACACACAGAACAACCAAAUUCAUUAAUGCAAAAGUGGACUGACAGGAGAUGUGUGCCGCUGUCUACAUUGUGUCAACAGUGACAGGCUAUGUGCUCACCUCAGCCCUGCUGCUGAAAUGUCCAACUCUCCUACACUGGAGGAAGAGGGAGAGGUUCCUCAGCAGGCACAUUUCCCAUCGUGGAGGUGCAGCAGAAAACCUGGAGAACACCAUGACAGCUUUCAAACAUGCUGUGGAUAUUGGCACAGACAUGCUGGAGCUGGACUGCCACCUGACAAAGGAUGAGCAGGUCGUGGUCUCACAUGAUGCCAACUUGAAGAGGGUCUGUGGCGUCGAUGCAAAGAUCAGUGACCUGGCUUAUGCUUGUUACAGUUUGCUGAUGAGAAAAGCUCUUUUUCAACAUUUAACUGCAAGGGGAAUACAGGUGUACAUUUGGGUGCUGAAUGACGAGGAGGAUUUCCGAAGGGCGUUUGACUUGGGAGCCACAGGAGUAAUGACAGAUUUUCCCACCAGGCUCAAAGAGUUUAUGGAUAGGAAUGGCAUUUCUAAGCCCCAGUGACCUGCCAACUCAUACCUCUCUCCAUCUCCACGGCCAUUAUCCUUCAAGCUCGCUGACCUGCCAAACAAGCUCUCCACAUUCGCCCACUUUUACUGCACGCAUUCCUGCAGACCUGCUUUCACUUUGGGGUUCUACAAGUAUGAGGCUCACCUUACAUUAGAGAUGUAUACUUUUAUAUUCGUAAGCUAGAAAAAGAGAUUUAUUUGUAUUAAUCAAGCCUUUUUUCAUCUUAAUUUACACAUUCUAAAAUUUUGGUUAAAGAUUCCAAAUAAUAGAGCAAUGGAUAUGAUUGUAAUGUAGCGACGGCCAUGUUUGAGAUUUAAUAUUAAACAUACAGUCAUGAAAAAUGAUUAGACCACUCUUGUUUUCUUCAUUUCUUAUUCUAAAACUGUAUUACCGGAAGAAUACAAUAAAAAAAAAAGGGUGGUCUUAUCAUUUUUUCCAAGACUUUAUGUUAAAUAAUUAGCCAUUGCACAUAAAUAUCAAAGAUUAUUUAUGCUGUAGUAAAAGCAGCAGUCCACAGGGCACUGAGUUAAACAGUUUACACAAAAAAAGGUCCAGAAAUAGUUUUAGCACAUAUUACAUU